This is a messenger RNA of Closterium sp. Naga37s-1, 303 nucleotides long. The record is from the annotation of a GenBank genome assembly. NCBI's taxonomy places the organism in Eukaryota, Viridiplantae, Streptophyta, Zygnematophyceae, Desmidiales, Closteriaceae.
AUGCUCCCCAUGGUCAUGCCCAUGUGUGUUGUCAACCCUAUUCAGUUCGCAUGUGUCAAUGCUCGUGCUUGCACUCGUCUCGCUGCGUUUGGUGAUCCGGCUUCUGCUGCUGCUCCAGCUGCUGCCCUGGCUGCUGCUGCUGCUGCUGCUGCUGCUGCUGCUGCUGCUGCUGCUGCUGCUGCUGCUGCUGCUGCUGCUGCUGCUGCUGCUGCUGCUGCUGCUGCUGCUGCUGCUGCUGCUGCUGCUGCUACUGCUGCUGCGGCCCCUGUGGCUGUCCCUGCUGCUCCUGCUGAUCAAACAUAA